AGUCGAGCGGAGUGCCUAGUGCUGCAUGUGGUGUGCGGUGGUUCCGGUCAGUGUAGCAGCGCCGCUUGGUGGCGGUAACGUAGUGUGCGUAGUUGCGUUCCGCUGCACCGUGUUAUGAUAGUUUUGACGGACGAACACGCGUAAGAGCAUACCGUUUUUUUUGCGUUACAACUCCCCCCGCUUGUGGCUUUUGGCGGUGCGUGUCCGUUGCCCUUCGAAACGAAAGCCAACGACGGGUGUGUUUAGAAGCCGGAGAGGGCCGGAGUACUGGAUACUAGAAACGGGAAGAGCGAGGAAGCAAGAAAUUCCGCGAAGAAACGAAUCUUAGUGUACGUGUCUACGAAUAGGUGACGGGCGGAAGGAAACAUCGAAUUUCGAGGGUGAUUGCUGUGAGUGUGUGUUUUAGUUGUUGCUACCUACCGGACAACUUUCUGCGUAACCACGAACCAGACGGUCAGCUUCACCAGCAGGGGAUAACCUAAUAGGAACCGGCUCCGGAAAGGGACGUAGAAGAGAAGCAGCAUCCAAAAACAAACCGCAAAAUGUCUGGCCCAACGUCGUUAGUCGGUGCGGAAGAGGAGGAGCAAACCAAUUACCACACACCGGACGAGACCGGACUGACGAAGUCGCAGAAGGUCGCCCUGAUUGCGGCGUGGAGCAUCGUCAAGAAGGACCUGGUAACACACGGGCGUAACAUUUUCGUGAUCUUCUUCGAGGAGUACCCACAGUAUUUGGAUUACUUUGAUUUCUCCGCCAGCGAUGCGGCCGGUGAUCUUGGCGAGAAUCGAUCCCUCCACGCGCACGCACUGAACGUGAUGAACUUUAUCGGCACCCUGAUCGACUACGGGCUGAACGAUCCCGAUCUGCUCAAGUGCAGCUUAGCGCGGCUGGUCCGGAACCACCGGAGGCGCAACGUGACCAAGGAGGAUGUCGGUGCCGUCGGUGGAGUGAUUAUGCGCUACUGCUUGAAAGCCCUCGAGCAGCAUCGAUCGAAGACGCUCGAGGAUGCGUUCGGCGCCUUCCUGGGGACGGUGGCGGCCGCGUUCGAGUGAGCGGCGGGCAGACCAAACACCCGACCCGUGAUCCGGAGUGUGUUCGAAAUCGUUCAUGUAUCACGCAACCAAGCGCCGUCAACGUCGGCAUUCGCACCAGCACCUGUCCUACUACUCGAUGCCGACGGUCUACCGAUUCGUCGGCCUCAAACAAAUGUUCCUCUCUAAUGCAACACACAUACACACUCAGUCGACGUGUUUUCCCAAACGCUAGCGAACGCAUCCCCGUGGGCGCGCAGCUUUUUAUGAGCAACGUAGAAUAAAAUUUGAGUAUCGAACUAACCGUA
Messenger RNA from Anopheles coustani, 1339 nucleotides. Its product is annotated as globin. The record is from RefSeq and is a predicted model, not a curated record. The transcript has 3 exons. NCBI's taxonomy places the organism in Eukaryota, Metazoa, Arthropoda, Insecta, Diptera, Culicidae. Gene Ontology annotation, molecular function: heme binding; oxygen binding. Bases 543 to 1052 code for a protein of 169 amino acids.